This is a messenger RNA of Haemorhous mexicanus (house finch), 3174 nucleotides long. It is a transcript of the gene SORCS3, whose product is annotated as sortilin related VPS10 domain containing receptor 3. Gene Ontology annotation, cellular component: postsynaptic density membrane. The coding region runs from base 1 to 3117 and encodes 1038 amino acids. Gene Ontology annotation, molecular function: protein binding. NCBI's taxonomy places the organism in Eukaryota, Metazoa, Chordata, Aves, Passeriformes, Fringillidae. The transcript is spliced from 27 exons. The record is from RefSeq and is a predicted model, not a curated record.
AUGGGAGCUUGCACAGAGGCUCCCAAGCUAUCAGAAUGCAUAACUGCCUUUCUGGACAGAAGGGCAUUGGGCAAUGUGAUUCUCAUUCUGACAAAGCUCUACGACUUCAACUUGGGGAGUGUAACGGAGAGCUCACUGUGGAGGUCAACAGACUAUGGCACUACUUAUGAAAAGCUAAAUGACAAAGUAGGCCUGAAGACUGUGCUGAGCUACCUAUAUGUCAGUCCCACUAACAAGAGGAAGAUCAUGCUUCUUAGUGAUCCAGAGAUUGAGAGCAGCAUCCUCAUCAGCUCUGAUGAAGGAGCUACCUAUCAGAAGUACCGUUUGAACUUCUAUAUCCAGAGCUUGCUCUUCCACCCCAAGCAGGAGGAGUGGAUCUUGGCCUACAGUCUGGAUCAAAAGCUGUACAGCUCCAUGGACUUUGGAAGAAAAUGGCAGCUCAUGCACGAGCGGGUGACACCAAACAGGUUUUACUGGUCAGUGGCUGGUUUGGAUAAAGAACCUGACCUUGUGCACAUGGAAGCCCGGACAGCUGAUGGACACACCCACUAUUUGACCUGUCGGAUCCAGGAGUGCUCCGAGACCAAGAGGAGCGGGCCCUUCUCGCGCUCCAUCGAUGUCAGCUCCCUGGUUGUUCAGGAUGAAUACAUCUUCAUCCAGGUGACAACUGGUGGAAGAGCAACUUACUAUGUGUCAUACAGACGGGAACCGUUUGCACAGAUCAAAUUACCCAAAUACUCCCUUCCUAAGGACAUGCAUAUUAUCAGCACAGAUGAGAAUCAGGUGUUUGCAGCUGUUCAAGAGUGGAACCAGAAUGACACCUAUAACCUGUACAUCUCAGACACCCGAGGGGUCUACUUCACCCUGGCCUUGGAAAAUGUGAAAAGCAGCCGAGGACUGGAGGGGAAUAUUGUCAUUGACCUUUAUGAGGUAGCAGGGAUCAAAGGCAUAUUCCUGGCUAACAGGAAGGUAGAUGACCAGAUCAAGACUUUCAUUACCUACAACAAGGGCAGAGACUGGCGUUUGCUACAGGCACCGAACACUGAUCUAAGGGGGGAUCCUGUACUUUGCCAGCUGCCCUUCUGCUCGCUGCACUUGCGCCUGCAACUCUCAGAGAAUCCAUACACAUCAGGGAGCAUUUCCAGCAAAGAGACAGCUCCUGGGCUGCUGGUGGCCACAGGCAAUAUUGGCUCUGAACUUUCCUACACGGAGGUUGGCAUGUUCAUCUCCUCUGAUGGUGGCAAUUCCUGGAGACAGAUCUUUGAGGAGGAAUACAACGUUUGGUUUCUGGACUGGGGAGGGGCACUAGUGGCCAUGAAACACACGUCAGUGCCCAUCCGGCACAUGUGGGUGAGUUUUGAUGAGGGAAGAUCCUGGAUUAAAUACAGUUUCACAUCAACACCACUUUUUGUGGAUGGAUCCCUAGUAGACCCUGGCAUAGAGACCCAGAUAAUGACAGUUUUUGGGCACUUCAGCCUCCGUUCUGAGUGGCAGCUGGUCAAGGUGGAUUACAAGUCUCUCUUCAGCCGCAGGUGUACCAAAGAUGACUACCAGACCUGGCAUCUGCACAAUCAGGGGGAGCCUUGUGUCAUGGGGGAGAGGAAGAUCUAUAAAAAACGCAAGCCUGGAGCCCAGUGUUCCCUAGGUCGGGACUAUUCCCAAACUGUGGUGUCUGAACCAUGUGUCUGUGGCCAAGGAGACUUUGAGUGUGACUAUGGAUAUGAGAGGCACAGCAACAACCAGUGCAUCCCAGCCUUCUGGUUCAGCCCAUCCUCCCUGUCCAAGGAUUGCAACGUUGGUCAGAACUACUGGAACAGCACUGGGUACCGCAGGAUUGUGUCUAACAACUGCACAGAUGGCUUGAGAGAGAAGUACAUGGCCAAGAUGGAGAAAUGCCCUGGAAAAGCUCCUCGGGGAUUGCACAUCCUCACCUCCGACGGGAAGCUGGUUAUGGAGCAGGGGCACAACGCCACCUUCAUCAUCCUCAUGGAAGAGGGUGAUCUCCAAAGGACAAACAUCCAGCUUGAUUUUGGAGACGGCAUUGCAGUGUCCUAUGCCAAUUUCAGCCCUGUGGAGGAUGGCAUCAGGCACGUGUAUAAGAGUGCUGGAAUCUUCCAGGUGACGGCGUAUGCAGAGAACAGCCUGGGCUCAGACACUGCUGUCCUGUUCCUGCACGUGGUCUGUCCAGUGGAGCACGUCCAUCUGAGUGUUCCCUUUGUUGCCAUCAGAAAUAAGGAUGUCAACAUUACUGCAGUAGUUUGGCCCAGCCAGGCAGGCACACUUACCUACUUCUGGUGGUUUGGCAACAGUACCAAGCCCCUCAUCACCUUGGAGAGCAGCAUCUCGUACACGUUCACUGUGGAGGGGAUGAACACUGUCACCGUGCAGGUCGCUGGGGGCAACACCCUCAUCCAGGACACCAAGGAGAUCGCAGUGCAUGAGUAUUUCCAAUCUCAGCUCCUGUCAUUUUCUCCCAACUUGGAUUACCAUAACCCUGACAUCCCUGAAUGGAGACAAGAUGUUGGCAAAGUCAUCAAGAGAGCACUAGCACAGGUGACUGGUAUCCCUGAUGAACAGAUCCUGGUAGCUCUGUUCCCUGGGCUGCCUACUUCUGCUGAACUCUUCAUACUGCCCCACAAAAACACAACAGAGAGGAGGAAAAGCAGUGAGGCUGAUCUGGAGCAAGUGGUAGAAAUCCUUUUUAAUGCUCUCAACCAGAACCUGGUCCAGUUUGAACUGAAGCCUGGCGUUGAAGUGGUUGUGUAUGUUACUCAGUUAACAUUAGCACCACUUGUGGAUUCCAGCUCUGGUCACAGCAGUUCAGCCAUGCUGAUGUUGUUGUCAGUGGUGUUUGUGGGCUUGGCUGUUUUUUUAAUCUACAAAUUCAAGAGGAAAAUCCCUUGGAUUAACAUCUAUGCCCAAGUUCAGCAUGACAAGGAGCAGGAAAUGAUUGGCUCUGUCAGCCAAAGUGAAAAUGCCCCCAAAAUCACCCUGAGUGAGUUCACAGACCCUGAGGAGCUGAUGGACAAAGAGCUGGACACACGAGUGAUGGGAAGCAUCUCAACAAUUGCCAACAGUGAAAGCACAAAGGAAAUCCCCAACUGCACUAGUGUUUAAUACUGAGAAUCCACUUGGUCUACAGCAUUUCUGAAUUUUUAUUUGUAAUUAUUAUUG